CCGGAUGCCGUGCCGGUCACUGGUGAUGACACCUCUGUGCAUGUCCUGACGCCCUAGUGUUGGCAAUUGAUACUGGGAGUUUGACAGCCGACAACUGCUACUUUCACUGGAGGACUUUUGUUGCAGCGGUAGAAAGUGCUGCGUCCUGCUCACCUGCUCUCUUCCCGCUUUAGCGACGACGACGUUGAUCCGGGCCGACGCCAUCGCCGUCGCCGACACGUACAGACAACCUCGUAAAGCCUGGUCGACCGCGGUCCCGGUUCUUCCGUCCCGACCAGCAUUUUCCGAGACCAUUCACUCUCCCCGUUCGGUUUUCCAUCCCGGGGACAAAGCCUGACCUCAAGACUCCCAUCCAAACCGAAUAACAAAAAGGGGAAGAGGAGGAAGAAAAACCAGAAAUGUCCUACUUCCGCAUCACCCUCCACCGCUCGGCGAUCGGCAUGCCGAAGCGCACGCGCGGGGUCCUGGCCGCCCUGGGCCUGCACCGGCGCUCCCAGGUCGUCUUCCACCCCGUCAGCGCGCAGUGCGCGGGCAUGAUCAUGAAGGUCAAGGAGCUGGUGCGCGUCGACGAGGUCGAGCGGCCGCUGACCAAGGCCGAGGUGAAGGCCGAGCGCACCCCGGACCCGGGUUUCUACGUUGAGCGGGCCGUCCCGCGGAUGGCUGAUCCUACAAUUUCUCCUUCUUCUUCCGCGAUAUCUGCUGCUGUGAAGGAGCUCGGGAGGGUGCGAAGCCAAGGGCAAGGGGGGCAGGAGGAAGGGCUUGAGGUGAGGUUAUGAGGUGGGCUAAGCGGAGGGGAGAUGGAUUGCUUUGGCCUUUUUGCUUGGGGAUGGGGUGGGUGUGUAAGCAGUUGGAGGUGUAGGAGAGGCGGAGGAGCAAGCAAGAAAGAGGAUAUAUCCCCUAGGGCUCUGUGAGAAAUGCCCGGGCUUGGGUUUGUAAACUACUUGUACCAGAAAUGAGAUAUCCGUAGUGUUGGGGCUUUGGGUUAGAUGGAUACACAUGUCCGCUGCAAAACGACACAUCGGGUGUCUACCAUGGUAUUCGUAACCAUUGAUUUCGCUAUCUGCCCAGGCAGCGGGACCUGAAUGUGUAAGGUCAAAUAACAAACAGAC
Canariomyces notabilis is the source of this 1109-nucleotide messenger RNA. RefSeq lists its product as uncharacterized. Gene Ontology annotation, cellular component: large ribosomal subunit; mitochondrion. Lineage: Eukaryota; Fungi; Ascomycota; Sordariomycetes; Sordariales; Chaetomiaceae. The coding region runs from base 399 to 776 and encodes 125 amino acids. The record is from RefSeq and is a predicted model, not a curated record. Gene Ontology annotation, biological process: translation. The transcript is spliced from 2 exons. Gene Ontology annotation, molecular function: structural constituent of ribosome.